UCUCACACUUGGACAUUAUAUCAACCAUGGAACGAGUAAAAAGUAUGCUUAGUAAGAACGGCUACACAGCUGAGAAAGAAACAGAACUUGGUCUGAUAGCCACAAAAAACAGUGAAAGAUUCCUCGUUGCAAAUUUUAUGAUUUCUAAAAAUGAGGAGGUAAUCCAAGAGGCAGAAAUCCUCAAGGAGAUGUGUCAUCCUCAUAUCAUGGACAUACAGGAAUCUUUGAAAGAUGAAGAUCUGAACUUGUACAGUGUGGUACUGCAGUACUGUGAGGGAGGAAGUCUUACUGACAAGAUCAAAGAAAAGAAACUGGAAGAGUGGGAGGCACUGAGCUGGAUUGUCGAAGUCUGCAUGGCACUGAGAGCCAUUCAUGAAAAACUCCUGAUUCAUGGAGAUUUGACGCCUCAGAACAUUUUCAUUACUGAGUUUGGAAAGCUGUACUUGGGAGGAUUUUGGAAAAACAAGGGCAGCUUAAAAAACACUGCUGCAGGAACUGCAAGGAAUGAAGCAGUUAAUUACCAGGCACCGGAGGUCUUCUUAAACACAAUAUACAACACAAAAAGUGAAAUUUGGUCAUUGGGAUGCAUACUCUACGAGCUGUGCACUCAACAACAAGCGUUUUCUGCAGAGAACACAGUCAGUCUCAUCUCCAAAAUUACAAGUGGUUCUGCCCCAAGUCUGGAUGACACAUACUCCGCAGAAUUUUGUGACCUGCUCAGUGACAUGUUGAAUGAAGACCCUGACUGUAGACCAACAGCCAAUGAGAUUUUGGGAUGGCCCAUUACAUUGACAUGUCUCCUGAGAAAGAGCAAAACAACUGUGGACUACCUCCAGGACCAGCUGGACAAACUGAAAGAGGUGGCAAACGGUUUGGAAAGAGUCCACACGUGCACCACCAUCGGCAGUUUAACAGGAGGAGUGAUAGGAGCGGCAGGCGGGAUAACAUCCAUAGUGGGUCUUGCCCUGGCCCCAUUUACUUUGGGAGCUUCUCUGGUUGUUACUGGGAUUGGGGUUGGAGUGGGUGUGGCAGGUGGGGUCACGGCUGGUGUCUCCAACAUCACAAAGAUGGUCGCACAGUCCGCUGAUCGCAAAACUGUUUGGGGCAUCCUCAAAGAGUUCAGUGAAAAGAUAAAUGCUGUUGCCUUCUGGCUUCAGGAGAUCAACCACAAUUUGGAGAAUAUGACGAAAAGCUUGCCGGCACAAAAGCUCAGUGAUGACAACAGCAGCUCUAAUAACAUCAAAACAAAUGCAUCAGCUGCAAGGAUAGGAAAGGUCUUGGGUGGUGCUGCAGCAGUGGCCCGAUAUGCUAGUGUGGCAAAAAUUGGCAAAAUGGCUGCACAAGUUUCGAGGGCAGUAAGUGUGGCAAAAGUAGCAACUGGUGUGCUCUCUGGCUUGUUUGUGGCAGUGGACAUCUUUUUUAUUGCCAUGGAUGCUAAAGAGAUAAGCAACAUCAGACAGGCACAGGCAGAUGGUGAAACUUCAUCUGAGAUCAUGAAGUUCAUCCUCUCCAUCAGAAACUCUGCAAAAGAGUUGCAGGAAGUUUUGGAUGAGUUAAAAGUCACGAUCAAACUGAUCAACACUGAAGAGGCAGAGAAAGAGUUGGAGUGGGAAUAUGCAACAUCCGAGUAA
Messenger RNA from Cheilinus undulatus (humphead wrasse), 1631 nucleotides. Its product is annotated as serine/threonine-protein kinase nekl-2-like. Lineage: Eukaryota; Metazoa; Chordata; Actinopteri; Labriformes; Labridae. Gene Ontology annotation, biological process: protein phosphorylation; lipoprotein metabolic process; lipid transport. The transcript is spliced from 10 exons. The coding region runs from base 27 to 1631 and encodes 534 amino acids. Gene Ontology annotation, cellular component: extracellular region. The record is from RefSeq and is a predicted model, not a curated record. Gene Ontology annotation, molecular function: protein kinase activity; ATP binding; lipid binding.